AUGGAAUCCAAAUUCCACUCUGUGAAGAAUUGCACUCGCCAAGAGAGACCCAAAGUCAAAUGGAUGGAAGCGGCCUACUUUGUGGAUGGACAAGAGAAGGGGACACUUGAGCAAGAGCAGGCUCCGACAGGAGAUGGCCAACCAGCUCCAGCUCCUGCCCCAGUGGCAGCACCACCGUCACCAAGAGUGACACCUGCCGGAGAUUGUCACCAAUCAGUUAGAAGAUCAAUAAGGCAAAGACAACAACCAGAGCGAGUCAUCGAAGUCAUGACCGCUGAGCUCGCCAAUCUGGACAUACCUUUUGAACUCUUUGAAAUGGAAACAAUGUUUCCCAAUGCAGUGGAACCUCAUGAUUUCCUUGCAAUGAAGGCAUCAACUGAUCUAGACACAAUGUAUCUGCACCAGGCAAUGAAGCAACCUGAUCGGAAGGAGUUUCAAAAGGCAAUGAAGGAGAUGAUCAAUCAGAUGGAUCAAAAGGUUAUCGAACGCAUCCAAAAGAAGGACUUACCAAAAGGAGCGACUUUGCUACCUGCGGUAUGGCAGAUGAAGCGCAAGCGCAAUAUCAAAACUGGAAAAGUAAAGAAAUGGAAGGCUUGGUUAAAUAUUGAUGGAUCCAGGAUGGUAAAGCAUUGCAAUUACGAUCUUACCUAUGCUCCUGUAGCAAGCUGGGGAAUCAUCAAGCUCCUCUUGGCACUUGCUCUCACACUUGGAUGGCACACAGUACAGCUCGAUUAUGUACUGGCAUUCACCCAAUCACCAGUUGAGAGGGAGCUGUACAUGCAGAUUCCAAAAGGGAUAGACCUUGAUGGAGCAGACCUGGCUGAUUAUUGUUUCAAAGUGAGACGCAACACAUGCGGCCAAAAACAAGCUGGACGUGUCUAG
Messenger RNA from Cylindrotheca closterium, 882 nucleotides. NCBI's taxonomy places the organism in Eukaryota, Bacillariophyta, Bacillariophyceae, Bacillariales, Bacillariaceae. The record is from the annotation of a GenBank genome assembly.